This is a messenger RNA of Salarias fasciatus (jewelled blenny), 1679 nucleotides long. RefSeq names its product transmembrane protein 86A (gene tmem86a). The transcript is spliced from 3 exons. Lineage: Eukaryota; Metazoa; Chordata; Actinopteri; Blenniiformes; Blenniidae. The record is from RefSeq and is a predicted model, not a curated record. Gene Ontology annotation, cellular component: membrane. The coding region runs from base 55 to 771 and encodes 238 amino acids. Gene Ontology annotation, molecular function: hydrolase activity.
GCCAGACUCAAGCGUCCACCUUUUCUCACCGACACCGACUCCAGCGCGUGAGAAAUGGUUUCUCCGGUCACGGUGGUGAAGAGCGAGGGCCCGAAGCUGGUGCCGUUCUUCAAGGCGACCUGCGUGUACUUCGUGCUGUGGCUGCCCACCUCCAGCCCGUCGUGGUUCAGCGCCCUCAUCAAGUGUCUGCCCAUCUUCUGCCUGUGGGUCUUCCUCCUGGCCCACGGCUUCAGCUUCCUCGGCGCCCACUCCAGCGCUCGCAAGAUCCUGGCCGGCCUCAUCUUCUCGGCGCUGGGAGACGCCUUCCUCAUCUGGCAGGAGCAGGGCUACUUCGUCCACGGACUCCUGAUGUUCGCCAUCACUCACAUCCUCUACUCGUCGGCCUUCGGGAUGAAGCCCCUUAACAUGCGAGCGGGCCUGGUCAUCGCCGGCGUGUCGUCCCUGAGCUACCUGCUGCUGUACCCCUACCUGUCGGGGCCCUUCACCUACCUGGUGGCGGUCUACAUCGGCCUGAUCGGCUUCAUGGGCUGGAGGGCCAUCGCCGGCCUGCAGCUGGCCAACGACCUGUGGACCUGGACCAAGCUGUCCGCCUGCCUGGGCGCCGUCCUCUUCAUGGUGUCCGACCUCACCAUCGCCGUCAACAAGUUCUGCUUCCCCGUGCCCCACUCGCGAGCGAUCAUCAUGGCCACCUACUACGCGGCGCAGAUGCUGAUCGCGCUGUCGGCCGUGGAGUGCCAGGACGUGGAGGUGGCCAGGAAGAAGAGAACAUGAGCGGGCGCCACGGAGGCGGCGGCUCCCCUCGCUUUGACCCCCAGCGAUCGUGGACACAUCACACUGCCAGAUCCCCGACCCCCGGCCUUCAUCUCAGUGUGGCGCCCUCACGCCGCUGUUACCAUGGCGACUGUUCCCCCACAGUCCGUCCGUGGUUGUCGCCCUGGUGUCCCACUAGUAUGGUAGUCUUACAUGUCUUCUCAGCGUGAAGACUUUGUGGUAUUAUCUUCAGUCCUACCUGCCUCCUUCAGACCCUGAGCGGCUGUCUCUCUACCGAGUUACCAUGACAACAGGAGUAGUAAUAUUAACCUAUUUUGAGUAUUACUUUACUUUUAACCAUUUUAAUUUGAUGGGAGCAUGUCACUUGACAAUUUUAUGGUGUGUAUGUGAGUGUGUGAGCGUGUGUGAGUGUGAAUGUGUGUCUUUAUUUGUUAGAUUAACACUCUUACCUCGAUUUCAGUCUUUUCACACACUGACAUCCAAACAGUAACACAAUCCACCCUUUUAUUUUGCUCCUCCGUGUUGUUGCCAGUGACCUGGUUUUUAAAGGGAGUGUAUGCUGUUUGAUUUUUUUUUUUGUUCAUUUUGUUGUUUUGAUGUGUGUUCCCCUGAAUUAAGGGUGCUAUUCUCUCAGUCAGGAUCGUAUCCUCGCCGGUUCUGUUAUCAGCUGUCUUUUCCAUUUCACUCACAGAAACCACACUGCCUUUGUUCACCCCGCUAUUUAAUCUCCCAGCCCCAGUGUCUGUGAACCAGUUUAAAUGUUGUUUUCCUAACCAGCAAGACACAGGAAGGAGGAGGGAGACAAAAACGAGCCGGCGCGAUGUGAAGGCGGGAAUGGAAAGUGGCCCGACUGCAAAAAAAAAAAAAAAAAAAAAAAAAGAAUGUGUAUUUCAGCUUUGACGAUCAAA